This is a messenger RNA of Indicator indicator, 459 nucleotides long. RefSeq names its product translocase of inner mitochondrial membrane 13 (gene TIMM13). The record is from RefSeq and is a predicted model, not a curated record. The transcript has 3 exons. Lineage: Eukaryota; Metazoa; Chordata; Aves; Piciformes; Indicatoridae. Bases 38 to 343 code for a protein of 101 amino acids.
GGCAGCGUGCGGCCGCCGCUCGCGGUGACUUUGCGGCAUGGAGAGCGGUUUCGGCUCCGACUUCGGUUCCGACUUCGGUUCCGGGGGCGGCGGGGGGGGCAAACUGGACCCGGGACUCAUCAUGGAGCAGGUGAAGGUGCAGAUCGCCGUGGCCAACGCACAGGAGCUGCUGCAGCGCAUGACGGACAAAUGCUUUCGGAAGUGCAUCGGGAAGCCCGGCGGGGCCCUGGACAACUCGGAGCAGAAGUGCAUCGCCAUGUGCAUGGACCGGUACAUGGACUCCUGGAACACGGUGUCCCGAGCCUACAACUCUCGGCUGCAGCGGGAGAGAGCCAACAUGUGACGCCCCCGGCUCCGGGGCCAGGGAGGGACCAUGCCGGGAAGGGACGAGCGGCCAGUCCGGGUGGUUGGGGCUGAAGUCCUGCCGCAUUCCAGCCCCGGCCGUGGCAGAGCAAUAAA